GAACGGCUUGUGCACGUGGAAAAGAUCGUGGCAACAUCUGGAGCCUUUGCGGCCGUCUGCCGUGACGGCUCUGUGGUGACUUGGGGCCGCCCCCAAUGCGGGGCGAAUAGCACGAGCGUGCGGUUCCAGCUGCGGGAGAUUGUCGAAGUCU
Molecule: messenger RNA, 151 nt
Organism: Symbiodinium necroappetens
Lineage: Eukaryota; Dinophyceae; Suessiales; Symbiodiniaceae
Source: the annotation of a GenBank genome assembly